UAUCCUGCAAUGGCUGCUUCUGUUCUUCACUGGACCAAGCAGAAUCUCUGAUUCUCAGUUGAGAGGGUGAGAAUUCAGAUAACACAAAAGUUACAAAACAAAGCCUGUUAUCUUCCCUCUUUGUUAAUGAAGCUGAUGGUACUGUUGUUGUCAAUCUAACAAAUGUCAGCUUUCGCUUCAUUUCGCUGCUGGGUGGAUUGUGGUUCCACGAAUCAUCUGUCUCAUGUUAAAUUGGUGCCUUUGCCUCCCGGAAUUGGGCCAUCGAUGCUUUCAUACCUCUCGAGAGCGGAUUUUCUGAAGCUUAACCUCUAUCCAGGCCUUAGUUUGCUUUCUUCUUUGGAGCACCGUAGUGGUAAACUAAAACUUCAGUCAGAGCCUAGAGCACCAUCAAGAAAGUUUCAUCGACCAUGUGCAUUGGUUGUUAGAUGUGAUCACCCUCAAAAUGCAGACUUUCCUCGUUACUAUUCAAGGAAAGAGAAAAAGCCCUUCCCUGUACCUGUACUGGAGCUGAGGCGAGCUGCUAGGGAGAGGGCCAAGAAGAGCAAAGGCCAACCUAAAAAACCAGUUCCACCUCCAAAGAAUGGCUUAAUUGUUAAAAGCCUGGUACCCCUUGCCUAUGAUGUGCUGAAUGCAAGGGUUACAUUAAUGAACAAUCUCAAGAAACUUUUGAAGGUGGUGAAAGUUCAUGCUUGCGGUUAUUGUAAUGAAAUUCAUGUUGGUCCUGUUGGGCAUCCAUUCAAGUCAUGUAGGGGUCAACAUGCUUCCUUCCGUAAGGGCCUCCAUGAAUGGACAUACGCAACUGUUGAAGAUGUAUUGUUGCCAGUUGAUGCCUACCAUCUAUAUGAUCGCCUUGGAAAGCGCAUUCGUCACGAUGAGAGGUUCUCAAUUCCUCGGAUUCCAGCAGUAGUUGAGCUCUGCAUCCAAGCUGGUGUCAAUCUUCCUGAAUUUCCGACAAAGAGGAGAAGAAAGACAAUCAUUCGCAUUGGGAAAAGGGAAUUCAUUGAUGCUGAUGAAAGUGAACUACCAGAUCCUGUCCCAGAAGUUCCCUUGAAAGCAAUAUUGACUGAAAUACCGGAUCCAGAAGUAGUAGCUCCUUGUGAUGAAGAGGAAACUAUCUUGCUUGCUGAGGAAACACUCCAAGCAUGGGAACAGAUGAGGAGAGGAGCCAAGAAGCUAAUGAGGAUGUAUCCUGUGAGGGUUUGCGGAUAUUGCCCGGAGGUGCAUGUAGGUCCUUCUGGACACAAAGCACAGAACUGUGGGGCCCACAAGCACCAGCAACGAAAUGGGCAACAUGGUUGGCAAGCGGCAGUGCUAGAUGACUUGAUACCUCCAAGGUAUGUCUGGCAUGUCCCUGAUGUGAAAGGACUGCCAUUGCAGCGGGAGCUCAGGUCUUUCUAUGGCCAAGCCCCUGCUGUGGUGGAAAUUUGCGUGCAGGCUGGUGCUGCUGUGCCUGAUCAAUAUAAACCAACCAUGAGGUUGGAUAUUGGGAUCCCCACCAGCCUUAGAGAAGCUGAAAUGGUAGUUUGAACCUUUGAGGAUCUUCAUCCUUUAUUCUGUAUUCUUAAUUUCCAUAUAAAAAUGUAAAUUAUAAUUGAAUAUUAGCAUCAAAAAUGAAAUGAAAUGCAAGGUUCUUUCUAUAAGAUGGAAUGCUUUUUAUGA
Theobroma cacao (cacao) is the source of this 1659-nucleotide messenger RNA. RefSeq names its product APO RNA-binding protein (DUF794) (gene APO2). The record is from RefSeq and is a predicted model, not a curated record. Gene Ontology annotation, molecular function: RNA binding. NCBI's taxonomy places the organism in Eukaryota, Viridiplantae, Streptophyta, Magnoliopsida, Malvales, Malvaceae.